AUAAGAAUGAAUGGACUAAGCUUUGGUGAACUAUGCUGCCUGUUCUGUUGUCCCCCUUUACCGGGUCGGAUAGCUGCCAAGCUUGCCUUUCUACCGCCCGAACCGACCUACAACCUAACACCGAUCGACGAGUCCAAGGCAAAGUAUUUGCUCAGCUUCAACGAGCGUGCCGAGUGGCCCUACUCGGAGCGUGAAAAGGAAAAUGUGGAGGGGUUCUUCACACGUACCUCCCGCGGCAACAAACUGUCCUGCAUCUACGUGAAAUGUACACCGAGCGCCAAGUAUACGCUACUGUUUUCCCACGGCAAUGCGGUCGAUCUCGGGCAGAUGAGCAGCUUCUACCUUGGGCUGGGAUUGCGCAUCAACUGCAACAUCUUUAGCUAUGAUUAUUCCGGCUACGGUAUGAGCGGUGGCAAACCGUCGGAAAAGAACCUGUAUGCGGACAUUGAGGCGGCGUGGCAUUCGCUGCGCACCCGGUUCGGUGUUAGUCCGGAAAAUAUAAUACUGUACGGUCAGAGCAUUGGUACGGUGCCGACGGUUGAUCUGGCGGCCCGGUACGAAGUUGGGGCUGUGAUUCUGCACUCUCCCCUGAUGUCGGGGAUGAGGGUAGCCUUUCCAAACACGAAGCGCACCUGGUUUUUCGAUGUGUUUCCCAGUAUCGAUAAGGUGUCGAAGAUAUCAUCACCGGUGCUAGUUAUACACGGCACGGAGGAUGAAGUUAUAGAUUUUUCGCACGGUUUAAGCAUUUACGAAAAGUGUCCGAAAGCUGUAGAACCGUUGUGGGUUGAGGGAGCUGGACAUAACGAUGUGGAGCUGUACAAUCAGUAUCUGGAUCGGCUCAAGAAGUUCAUCGCGGUAGAGCUGGGCAACUGACAAUUAAAGAAUGCCUCUUCCGGUCAACUUUCGUCUUCUUCGUCGGCCGGAGCGGCAGUACCCCCGAAAAGCCCGCAA
Messenger RNA from Anopheles maculipalpis, 951 nucleotides. Its product is annotated as alpha/beta hydrolase domain-containing protein 17B. Gene Ontology annotation, cellular component: endosome membrane; plasma membrane. Gene Ontology annotation, molecular function: palmitoyl-(protein) hydrolase activity. Lineage: Eukaryota; Metazoa; Arthropoda; Insecta; Diptera; Culicidae. The transcript is spliced from 4 exons. The record is from RefSeq and is a predicted model, not a curated record. The coding region runs from base 7 to 873 and encodes 288 amino acids. Gene Ontology annotation, biological process: protein depalmitoylation.